This is a messenger RNA of Plasmodium yoelii, 4224 nucleotides long. Its product is annotated as erythrocyte membrane protein. Gene Ontology annotation, molecular function: metal ion binding. The coding region runs from base 1 to 4224 and encodes 1407 amino acids. The transcript has a single exon. The record is from RefSeq and is a predicted model, not a curated record. Lineage: Eukaryota; Apicomplexa; Aconoidasida; Haemosporida; Plasmodiidae.
AUGAGUAUCGGUGUCCCUGUAACAAAAUCUUUUAACAAGCUGAAAAAGUACCCAUAUGAAAUAAAUAAAUUUGAUAGAAGAGAAACAAAUGAAUAUUUUUAUUUGCCAGUUGAUUGUCCUCGUAUGAAAAAAUGUGACGAUGCAUAUUGCCCAUUAGCCCAUACAAAAUUAGAGAAAAUAUUUCACCCAAUAGUUUAUAAAACACAAGCUUGCCAAAUGGCUAAAGAUGGGGCAUGUGAUUAUUUUCAAAAAUGCGCUUUUUAUCAUGAUUCAAAUGAUAAAAAUGAAGCUCAUUUGAAUUGGACUAUUUGGGAAAAAAAAUGGGAUAAAUGGAGGAAUAAUAUCGAUAGUAUUUUAACACAACAUAAUAAAAAUGAUAAAGAAAUUCGAAGAAAAGUAGAAAGUAUAUUAAAAAUUCGUAUGCCACAUUUUAAUUAUGGUACGAAUAAAAAUAACUUAUUUUUGAAUAAAAGUGCAUCCUUUCACACUACAUGGCCUAGUAUGAAUAAUAAUAAUUCUGGAAUUCCUAACAUGGAAAGUGUCGACAUAGGAAAUAUGGGGAGUAUAGGGACUAUCGGCAGUAUUGGACAAACUGGAAACACAAACAUUGGAAGUAACAUUAUGGAAAGUGGUAGCAUUGGAAAUACCAGCAAAUUGAGCAAUAUAAAUAACCUUUUAUGUAAAUCUAUGAAUUCUGCAUUGUUUCAAUAUUCAAGUUCUAUAUUUAAUAAUACAUGGAAUAAAGGAAUAAAGGGGAAUAAAAAACAUAUAAAAAAUAAUAACGAUAAUAAAAAUAGUAACAUGUGGUGGCUUAAUCAAAUUAAUGAAAUUGAAAUUGUGAACUUAGACAAAAACAUGCAUAACAUAAAUGAAAAUAAUAUAAAUAAAAGUAACAUUUAUUGUGACGAAACUUUAAGUUAUAAUAGCAAUAACGGAACAGAAUGUGGAGUAAAUUAUGAUAUUUUAGAUAAUAAUGCGUAUAAAAUUGUUGAAUUUUGUUUUACUGAUUAUGAUAAUAACAACAAUAGUAAUAAUAAUAAUAACAAUAAUAAUAAUAAUAAUAGCAAUAAGAACAAAAUUAAAUGGAAAGAUACCGCAGAUGGUUCAAAUGGACAAUCACUGAAUUCCUUUUUUUCACAAAGCACAAAGGGUUUGAGUAAUGAUAUAAACUAUUUACAAAAUACCAAUAAUAAUAAUAAUAAUAAUUAUAACAAUCAAAGAAAUAACAUUUUUCAAUGUAUAAAUUAUAAUAAAACAUGCGAAUAUAUACCAAAUAUACAAGAAGGUAUUGAUGAUAAUAAAAAUAAAAAAUAUAAUACCUUGGAAACUAAUUACAGAGACAAUUUUCUAGCAGAUAUGAAUAAUUCUAAUAAAAGUUUUGAUUUUAUAAAUUCCACCUUUUUUUCAAACAGUUCAAAUGAUAUAACUGGGGCAGAAAACUAUGUAAACUUUCCUACUAUGUUAGAGAUCAUUGAUGAUGACAAUAAUGCUGUUAGGAAUAAUGUUUUUUCCACUGGUGAUGGAACUGCGACUAAUAAUUAUAAUAAUGAAAAUGAUAAUGGUGGUAUUAAAAAUAAUGAGAAUGAUAAUGACUGUAGUGGUAAUAUUACUAAUACUACAUAUACUGAUGGUUUUUCUACAUUCUACAAUAAUAAUACUAGCAUUACUAUCGAUAAUAAUAUAAAAGGUUUUCCUAACCUUGAUAAUUGCAAAACUUUUGAUAAUUUCAAUUUUGAUGACACAAUUAAAAAUAACAUAAGCAAUUUAAUAUUUUCUGGUGAAGAUAAAGAACACAUAAAAGGGAUGAAAAUUAAAAAAGAAGACGAAAAUAUAGGCAAUGAAAAUGCAAAUGGCGACAUGAAAAGCAUAGAAAAGGAGUUAGAAGAAAACAAUGAGACAGAAGACAAGGAAAUAAAAGGAGAUGCAGGAAUCAAUACAGGUAAUAUUUUAGGAUCUGGAAAUAGCAACAAAGGUAUAAAUAAGUCUCUGAAAAAAAACAAAAACAAAAAAGGUGCAAUAAAUAGUGCAAAUAAUAAUAAUAAUAACAGUAGUAAUAAUACUGAAUCAAUGUUUUCUAACAAUAUCGGAGAUGAAGAAUCUAAAAAUUCAAGCACAAUAAACAGCAAUGAAGUAAAAACUGAUAUAAAUGAUAAAAAAAAAAACUCUAAAAAGGAAAACCGAAACUUGAAAAAUAGUAAUAAUGAAAAAGAUCAAUACGAAAAAGGUGGAAGUAAAAAGAUUCAAAGUUCCGUUAGCAAAAUUGGAAACAAUAAUGGUAAUGUAAGUGUGAAUGAAAAUGUGUGCCUAGAAAAUGAAAAAAAUAAAAGUGUAAAAUGUAAAAAUAAUGAAAAUAAUAAUAAUAAAAAAGGUGCAUAUUCGAAAAAUAUCAACGUUAAUGGUGAUAAGAAUAUGAGCAAAGUUGGAAAGAAAAAUAUUACUGAAAACUUUGUUAGCAGCAACAAUGAUGAUGCUGAUAAUAAAAAUACUGAUAAGAAGAAUGUGGAAAAAAAUAAAACAAAAAAUAUUGAAAAAAAUAAAUUUGAUAAUAAGGACAAUACAGGGUCUAUACAACUAAAUAGAAAAUAUAGUGACGUUUUAGGAGAAAAUAUAAUAAACGGUAGCGAAUGGAAUAAUACUAUUAAAGGUUUGGAUAAAAGUAAGGGGAACGACAAUUUGAUCAAUAAUAAUGGGAAAGCUGAUAAAAGGAAAACGAAUAACAAUAAUGCAUUUAGUAACAGUAUAGAUAAAAGAGAACUUGAAAAUGAUAUAAACAAUGAUGAUAAUAUUAUAGUAGAGAAUUCUGGUUUAAGCUUAAUAUAUAACAGUUAUUAUAACGAAAAGGAAUCCAAAAAGGUAAAAUUAGAAAAUAAAAAAAAAAAUAUAAUCGUCGAUAUCGAAAAUGUGAAUAAUAUAGAAAAUAAUAACAUUAUUGUGAAUGAAAAAGGGGAUAACAAUAUUACAGAACGUUGUAAAAACAAUACGGAUGUAUUAUGCUCGAAUACACCAAACAAUAAUAACCUUUUUAAAUAUGACCAAAACUUAUUGAUAAAUAGAGGUGAUAAUAAAAAUGAAAAUGUAGAUAGAAAUAUGAGUAGCCAUAUGAAGGAAUCAUUUUGUGAUUAUACUAGCAAUAAUGAAAACAAAUAUGAUGAAAAUAGCAUUUUAACAAAAAGGGUUAAUACAGAAUAUAUUUUCAAUAAUGCCAACAAUAUUGGAAUGAACAAUAUUAAAAAUAGUAGUGAUAACAAAUAUAAUGAUAUCAAUUAUAUAAAUAGUAAAGAUAAUUUGUUUGCUUUAAAAACAAUAGAAUAUAAUAAACCGAAUAAUGAAACAAUUGAGGAUAGUAAUAGAGGUAUUUAUAAUAAUUAUAUAAUAAAUGAUAUUAAUAGCUCCAUAAAUGUAGAAAAUAAAUCAGUACAUCUUGGAAAUAUUAAUAACAAUAAUACUAAUUCUACGGAUAUAAAAGAGGAUAUAAAUAGAAAUAAUUUAAUGGAAAAUAUCAGCAGUAAUAAUAGUGAAAUAAUAAAUGAUACAUUAACUGGUGCGUUAAACAAUGCAUUAAAUGACAUAUUAAAUGGGACAUUAGACAAAACUAUGGAUAGUAUUUUUAAAAUAGAUGCCACGUCUGACGAUACAUAUAAUGAGUUGUUUAAUACAUUAACAAGUAAUAGUAAUAACAACAAUUUUAGCAAUGGCAAUAAUAGUGGUCAGAACAACACACAAAAUGAUGAAAUUAAGGAAAAUGUUACGAAUAAUGGGCAAACUAAUGAAUCAUGCGAUUAUACAAAUAAUUUAUUAAAUAUAUUUUUAUCAUGUAAUAGCAUAAAUGAAAACUUUGAUAUAACAAAUUCAGUUAACACUAAUUUUUAUGAAAAUAAUAAAAGCGAUACAAUAACAUUUAAUAAUAGUGAUAAAUAUACACCAGAAAUAUACGGAGUACUUAAUAACUCUUCGAAUUAUUUCAAUAUUUUUGGAAAUUAUAAUUUGUAUGGAAGCACAUGCUUGCAAUGUAAACAUUAUAAAAAUGAAAUUAAAAAUUUAAUAUCUCAAAUAAAAGUUUUAAGAGAAGAAAUUAUUAAAUAUAAACAAGUUAUUAUCACAUAUGGAAUAAAUGCAAAUAAAGAUAAUACGCUUAACCCUUGUAAUUAUAAAUGGGAUAAUUCAAAAAAAUUUAAUAAUAUAUAUGAAAAAAAUUAUAUAUCUUCGGUUGAAGCAAACGACUAA